Molecule: messenger RNA, 891 nt
Organism: Suillus discolor
Lineage: Eukaryota; Fungi; Basidiomycota; Agaricomycetes; Boletales; Suillaceae
Exons: 4
Coding region: 1-891 (296 amino acids)
Source: RefSeq, a predicted model, not a curated record
AUGACCUCAACAGUUCAAAGGCAGGAAGGAGAGCUAAUGCUACUCACAAUGCCACAAUCGAUCACGAAGGCCUCCAAAGAAAAGCCAUCCCGCUCUCUGCAAGGCUGGGAGAUGUAUGUGCACCUUCACUACCAAGAUAAGGUCAAAGAUGCUGUCAAAUGCCAGCAAGACGCCCUCAAGAGUGACCCUAAUGCAAAGCCAGCGAAGAAGAUGAACCUGUCUAUCAUUAAAGAGCAGACAAAACUGGCAUUUGAAGGGGAGUCCAAGGAUGUUAAGGAAGAGAUUUGGGCUGCAAUAGAGGUGAUGAAGGAGAAGAAGCGUGUUGAAAUGGACGAGAUCAAAAAGAACAGCGCAUCCCUAGAUAACGCAGUCUACAUAUCCAAAAUCAGAGCAGUUCUUACCCAGUUUUUCAAGGAGCUCCAUCUGAUGACAGGUUGGACAUUCUUGGUUUUGAUGGAUGGUCCUGAUGCUGUGGCUGGUGGGACACUGGACAUCAGCAGUUUUCAUGUUGGCACGACAAAGCUGGGAAAAAGUCCCCAUCUGCAGCAUUUUGCAGAUGAGGCUCUUGAACUCCCUCCCUUGGAAGACAACAUGGAUAAUUUUAAUCUGCAACUCCCUAUCCUACCUAUGCCACCACAGUGGCAAAUUCCUGCUACCAACAAUGACCUGCUGCCUCCUGAGGCACCACCAUCUGUAUCUGGAGUCACGUCUCCGCGUCUUCACCGGUUCUUCACAUCACCCUCAAACAUAUAUGACUUCACUCAUGAUGAUGGCCUAGAUGCUGGUAGUAACUCCUCGCUGGCAUUGCUUCUUGCUGACACUGCCUCAGUAUCGCACACUGAUGCCCUACAGCACUCUGCCACAACAUCCAUUGCCCCUCAGUGUCAAUGA